AUGCCAGAAUUAACGUUAAACAUACCUUUUCAAACGUCGAGACAAGCGACAAUAGCCAAAAAUUCGUUAAGACCAGACCCUGUGUUGAAAACAAGCGAAUUAAAGAUUGAUUACGACGUGGAGGAGAAUGUUCUCCGAUGCAAAUUCUCAGGAAUAAGUGAUAGAGUUAUACGAGUGUCUAUAAGUAAUGUGUUGGACAACCUUAAAACUGUUAUUGAAUGUAUUGAUGAGUUUGAAGGUAAGGAAGAUAGUCUAUGGGAAUUAGAUGGGGUGCAAAUGAAUGGGUAG
Molecule: messenger RNA, 288 nt
Organism: Lodderomyces margitis
Lineage: Eukaryota; Fungi; Ascomycota; Pichiomycetes; Serinales; Debaryomycetaceae
Product: chromatin DNA-binding EKC/KEOPS complex subunit
Exons: 1
Coding region: 1-288 (95 amino acids)
Cellular component (GO): EKC/KEOPS complex
Source: RefSeq, a predicted model, not a curated record